This is a messenger RNA of Colletotrichum gloeosporioides, 945 nucleotides long. RefSeq lists its product as uncharacterized. Gene Ontology annotation, molecular function: phospholipid binding; peptidase inhibitor activity. The transcript is spliced from 2 exons. Gene Ontology annotation, biological process: regulation of Ras protein signal transduction; regulation of proteolysis. Lineage: Eukaryota; Fungi; Ascomycota; Sordariomycetes; Glomerellales; Glomerellaceae. The coding region runs from base 1 to 945 and encodes 314 amino acids. The record is from RefSeq and is a predicted model, not a curated record.
AUGUUGUCCAAGGCUAUUGCCGUCCUGGCGGCGGCGACGUUGACGUCGGCCGCUACGCCCAUGGGCUUCAUGCCCGCCUCCAAUACUCCCCUAAUUGUCUCCUUCCAAGGCAUUUCGGCGGUGGACGGCGUGAACCUUCCCAGGGAUUCUAGCCAAAACGUCCCCACGAUCGCGACCGAGCAGAAGCUGCAGGGCCAGUACGCCGUGAUGAUGGUGGACAUUGACGUCCCGACCAACCAGCCCCCGAAGACGGGCACGCUGCUCCACUGGAUGCAGACUGGCUUCACCUCCGCCGACACCCCGACGAUCCUCAACACGACCGCGGGCACCAAGACGGUCUUCGUGAUGCAAAACAAGAUGAACGCCGCCGCCCUCGCGCCGUACUUCGGCCCCAACCCGCCCGCGCGAGAGCCCCUCAGCCACCGCUACACCUUCGUCGCCGUCGACCACACCCAGAUCUCCCAGCAGGGCCUCAUGGCGCUCUCGGGCGCCGCCCAGAACCGCCGCGACUUCAACCCCAUGAACGCCCUCAUGGCCGCUGGUCUGCAGGACAAGGUCGUCGCGGGCAACUUCUUCCGCGUCACGAACGCCGGCCCCGUCGGUGCGGGCACGGGAAUGGGCACCGGCCCCUCGCGCGGAAACGGCACCGGCUCUGGAACUAUGCCUGGCAACAUGCCCAUGCCCAUGCCCGGUGGUGGCGGCGCGGCGCCUCCCUCGAUGCCUCCCCCUACCACCCCGACCACGCCCGGCGCGAACCCUGGUAUGGCCCCGAUGCCCGGCAUGAGUAUGACCCCCGGUAUGACGAUGCCCAUGCCCGGUAUGGCCUCGAACCCGCCGACCGGCGCUCAGCCCUCGAACCCGAUGAAGGCGGCUGCGUCCGUCCCUGGCCUGAACCUCAUGGCCGUGUGCCUGUGCGCCGUCGGUACGCUGUUCGUCUGGUUGUGA